AUGCUUUUUGCAAGUUUUGAUCUCGUCUCGGCACUGGCUACCCUCGCCGCGUGCUUGGUGUCACUGACUUUGCUGCUGGCCGUGUCCCAACAGCUGUGGCAGCUCCGCUGGGCUGCCACCCGCGACAAAACCUGCAAGCUACCAAUCCCCAAAGGCUCCAUGGGAUUCCCUUUAAUCGGAGAGACCUUCCACUGGCUCCUGCAGGGCUCCUGCUUCCAGUCCUCGCGGCGGGAGAAGUACGGGAACGUGUUCAAGACGCACUUGCUGGGGCGGCCGCUGGUGCGGGUGACGGGCGCGGAGAACGUGCGCAAGAUCUUGAUGGGGGAGCACCACCUGGUGAGCACCGAGUGGCCGCGGAGCACGCGGAUGCUGCUGGGCCCCAACACCGUGGCCAACUCCAUCGGCGACAUCCACCGCCACAAGAGGAAGGUUUUCUCCAAGAUUUUCAGCCACGAGGCUCUGGAGAGUUACCUCCCCAAGAUCCAGCUGGUGAUCAAGGACACCCUGCGGGCCUGGAGCAGCAACCCCGAGCCCAUCAACGUGUACCACGAGGCGCAGAAGCUGACGUUCCGCAUGGCCAUCCGCGUCCUGCUGGGCUUCCGCAUCCCCGACGAGGAGCUCGGCCGCCUCUUCGAGGUCUACCAGCAGUUCGUGGAGAACGUCUUCUCCUUGCCCGUGGAUCUGCCCUUCAGCGGCUACAGGAGGGGAAUCCGGGCCCGGGAGACGCUGCAGAAGGGGCUGGAAAAAGCCAUCCAGGAGAAGCUGCAGAACACGCAGGGCAAGGACUACGCCGACGCCCUGGACAUCCUGAUAGAGAGCGGGAAGGAGCACGGCAAGGAGCUGACCAUGCAGGAGCUGAAGGACGGCACCCUGGAGCUCAUCUUCGCCGCCUACGCCACCACGGCCAGCGCCAGCACCUCCCUGAUCAUGCAGCUCCUCAAACACCCGCGGGUGCUGGAGAAGCUGCGGGAGGAGCUGCGGAGCAAAGGGAUCCUCCACAACGGCUGCAUCUGCGAGGGCUCCCUGCGCCUGGACACCAUCAACGGCCUCCAGUACCUGGACUGCGUCAUCAAGGAGGUUCUCCGGCUCUUCACCCCCAUCUCCGGGGGGUACCGGACGGUGCUGCAGACCUUCGAGCUGGACGGUUUCCAAAUCCCCAAGGGCUGGAGCGUGAUGUACAGCAUCCGGGACACCCACGACACCGCCCCCGUCUUCAAGGACGUGGACGUCUUCGACCCCGACCGCUUCGGGCAGGGCCGGAGCGAGGACAAGGACGGCAGGUUCCACUACCUCCCCUUCGGAGGAGGCGUACGGACCUGUCUGGGGAAGCACCUGGCCAAGCUUUUCCUCAAGGCUCUGGCCAUCGAGCUGGCCAGCACCAGCCGCUUCGAGCUGGCCACCAGGACUUUCCCCAGAAUCACCCUGGUGCCCGUGGUCCACCCGGUUGACGGACUCAAGGUCAAAUUCUUUGGACUGGAUUCCAACCAGAACGAGAUCCUGACGGGCACAGACGCCAUGCUGGGGGCCACCGUGUAGAGCCCGCGCCGGUGGCACCAGGG
Molecule: messenger RNA, 1559 nt
Organism: Vidua chalybeata
Lineage: Eukaryota; Metazoa; Chordata; Aves; Passeriformes; Viduidae
Product: cytochrome P450 26B1
Exons: 6
Coding region: 1-1536 (511 amino acids)
Biological process (GO): sterol metabolic process
Molecular function (GO): iron ion binding; heme binding; oxidoreductase activity, acting on paired donors, with incorporation or reduction of molecular oxygen
Source: RefSeq, a predicted model, not a curated record